CAGAAUCACUUCCUUCUCUUGACGCGACAGGAUGUGACGUAGUAAUUCUGCGACGAGCACUGACGUAAACACAAAUUGAAGUGCAGAGAAACUUGAAGUUAUCACCAUGUUUCAUGGAAUACCUGCUUCAGGAGGGAUGGGAGGCGCUCCAGCCAAUAAGCCUGAAUUGUAUGAGGAAGUGAAACUGUACAAAAACGCCAGGGAACGGGAAAAGUAUGACAACAUGGCUGAGCUGUUCGCUGUGGUAAAGACCCUCCAAGCGUUAGAGAAAGCGUACAUUAAGGACUGCGUGACUCCCAAUGAGUACACGGGCGCCUGCUCCAGAUUGCUUGUGCAGUACAAAGCUGCUUUCAAACAGGUCCAGGCAUCAGAUGUUGGCUCAAUCGAUGACUUUUGUAGGAAAUACAGGCUCGACUGUCCACUAGCGAUGGAGAGAAUAAAAGAAGACCGCCCAAUCACCAUAAAGGAUGACAAGGGCAAUCUGAAUCGCUGCAUUGCGGAUAUUGUAUCUCUCUUCAUCACGGUCAUGGAUAAACUGAGGCUGGAGAUUCGAGCCAUGGAUGAGAUCCAGCCAGACCUUCGGGAACUGAUGGAGACGAUGAACAGAAUGAGCAACAUGCCACCAGAUUCAGAGGCCAAAGACAAAGUCAAUCUUUGGUUGACUACACUGAGCAGCAUGUCUGCCUCUGAUGAGCUGGAUGACUCCCAAGUUCGCCAGAUGCUUUUUGACCUGGAGUCUGCCUACAAUGCCUUCAACCGGUUCUUACACUCGUCCUAAACAACACUUCCAUCUUCCACCAGAACUCGCUUUGUAACCAGCCUGGUCUCUGUAAAUGAGUUCCCUUUGCUCUUAACCAGAAUCCUUUGAUACAGAACUCUGGUGUUUGAGACUAUAGUGACUCCUUGUGAUCAAGCAGAGAUGUGGUGUGGAAUAUCUCUCUCUCUCUCUCUGUCUGAUAUUACUAUCCAUCUCUUAGUUUCAUACCUCUAACUUAUAUAGUUGAAUUUAACAAAUGACUAUUUCUUUAUAUCCUUGUUUCAUAUAUUCUAGUGUCCUGCACCUUCUUGACAGAAGCCUUGUAUAUUCACGUCACUGAAAAUCUGGGAUUAGAGUUAGAUUUUAAACACGUCUAAAUUUACUUACCUUCUGUCCAGGUUUCCUUUUGCAAUGAUCAUAUUUUUACAUUUUGCAGUAAAACAAUAAUCAGUUCUGGUUUGCAUUAAUUUUAAUGUCUUUCAGAAGUUUAUAAUAUAAUUAAAUUGCUACGACAGUCCAUUUAUUAGGUACUAAAGGGGUAGUACCAGAAGGCAAUUCAGUAUAUACCCUCAGAAAAAAGUACCCUGUAUCUUUUGUGUCUUUAGUGUGCAUUUUUUUCCUGUAAAAGGGCAUGAAGUGUACCUUUAUUACUUAAAAAAAAAGUAAUUAAAGGUACGCUAGAUAUCCUUAUGGUGUAACUCCAUCCAUGCUGCUUAUCCAGUGCCGACUGCAGGUGAGCUGGAGCCAAUCCCCAGCUGACAUUUAGUGAGAGGUGGGGUGCGUCCUUGACAGGUUACCAGUUUACUGUGGGGCUAACACAGAGACAAACAACCAUUCACACCUAUGGGCAGUUUAGUGCUGACCUAAUCCACAGGUCUUUGAACUGUGGGAGGAAACUUGGGUACCUGGAGGAAACCCACGCAGGAAUGAGGAGAACAUGCAAACUUCACACAGAAAGGUCCCAGUCGACCAGCAGGUUCGAACGCAGAGCCUGCUUUUAAUGAGGUGACCGUGUUACUCACUGCGUCACUGUGCUGCUACUUAAGGUGUAACCAUGUUCUUUAAGUCUUAAAGGUCCACUAUGUUCAUUUUACCAUGGAAAGGAUAAAUACAGCCAGAACAAAAGAUGUACUCUGAAGGUGGAGCACCCCAGUGAUAAAGAAAGGUACAGUUUAGUACUUUUUUCUGAGACUUGUCAUGCUUGUACCACCUCAACAUUCAGAUCUUGCAGAAAAAAAGAAACCAGCGUGUUUAAAUUGGGUGAAGAAAAUAUUAUUUUAACUUUAAUGCAUUAUCUGAUUUGUUUUGUGGUAACUUUUUUUUUUUUGCGCUUCUAUUUGAUCACACUGAGUUUCUGUAAAUGAUGGGAUCGUGAUAUACACAUUCAUUGCUCUUUUUGGAGAAAUUGGUUUCAUUGUACUGUAUGCUCUAAGUCAUAUUUAUUAAAGUAACACUGUUGGGGGGAGUUUUGGAAAUAAAACAUGGCCGUCUUUUAAAAAUAAAAUUGUUAAUCAAA
Neoarius graeffei (lesser salmon catfish) is the source of this 2273-nucleotide messenger RNA. It is a transcript of the gene vps28, whose product is annotated as VPS28 subunit of ESCRT-I. The record is from RefSeq and is a predicted model, not a curated record. Lineage: Eukaryota; Metazoa; Chordata; Actinopteri; Siluriformes; Ariidae. The transcript has 10 exons. Gene Ontology annotation, molecular function: protein-containing complex binding. The coding region runs from base 107 to 778 and encodes 223 amino acids. Gene Ontology annotation, cellular component: ESCRT I complex. Gene Ontology annotation, biological process: protein transport to vacuole involved in ubiquitin-dependent protein catabolic process via the multivesicular body sorting pathway.